Messenger RNA from Phycomyces blakesleeanus NRRL 1555(-), 276 nucleotides. RefSeq lists its product as hypothetical. The annotation marks the transcript as partial. The transcript has 2 exons. NCBI's taxonomy places the organism in Eukaryota, Fungi, Mucoromycota, Mucoromycetes, Mucorales, Phycomycetaceae. The record is from RefSeq and is a predicted model, not a curated record.
CAUUUACUACCUACUACAAUUGGAUCCUUUGAAAAUGACAUUGAAGAUGGUCUCACAAGCUCACAAUUCGAUCUCGAAGCCAACCUUGAAGAGAACGACAACCGGGCUGGUUUGAAAGACAAGGAAGAGAUCUUGAAGAUUAUGAAGAAGAACAAUGUAUCCUUUGAUGAAGCACGAUUAAUUCGCCAAAAACGUCUUUUGCGUAAGAAUGGCAUUGAUCCUGAUACUGGACUUCCACUGGAUCCCAAGUUUGUCUCUUUUGGUUCUUCCCAAUAA